AUGACCGUGCUUUCUGACUUACCUAUCGAAGUUCUUUUGGAUAAUUUAUUGCCUUGGCUAGCAAUUCCAGAUCUCAUCCAUCUGGGACAAACAGAUCACUUCUUUGCACGAUUGUGCAACGAUGAGACAUUCUGGAAGAGGAAGUUGGAAGAGGAUUUCAAUUUUACAGAUGAGAGGACCGCACGAAUAAGCGGAUGGAAACAUCUCUAUAGAGGUUUACUCAACCCCAAGACUUACGUAUGGGGCGAGACUUCAAAGGGAAGAUUAGGAUUGAGGAAGAUACCAAGCACAACUCUUCGUGAUGUUCCAUACCCAGUUGAGUUGCAGAUCAAAUCAGGCGCGCGUAUAGUCAGUCUCUCAGCCGCUGGAUGGGCAUUCUUUGCACUGGACUCUGCUGGUAGCGUACAUGUGUGGGGAACUUUGAAUGGCACCUCGUAUGCUCUACAACACGAUGGGUACUCCGAAUCGGCAAAACCAGCUCAUACACCAUUGAGGCUUGACAUGCCAUCUCCUACGCGGAGCAUUAGUUGUGGGCGGCUGCAUGCUACUACGCUGGACGAUCAGCAUCACGUUUGGACCUUUUUAAGCUGGGGCCGUCCCUUCAGGCUCGACACACCGGCACUCAACGCAACAACGUUGGAUUCCACACCUGCGCUGGUCGAAUCUGGCUGGAACUUUUCGUCAGUCCUUACCAAAUCUGGUGAUGUGUAUGUGUGGUGGCCGUUCUCUGCACCUCUCAAGGACGUCAUCGCUGCACAAGAUGUGGCUAUGGAUGCCGCGAAUCAAAGGGCUCACGCUACAGAGAGUGGUGUUAUCCCAUGCUCGACAUGGGAGCUUCGCCAAGAACCCACAAUGUUACCACCGCUGCCUCAACUGCCGGAGCUGCCACUAGGGUUAGCGGAACCUGUGAAACUUGUCAAGCUUGCAGCUUUGGAGAGUAGGCUCAUCGGUUUGACUAAUCAUGGUCAUGUUCUCUCGAUUCCUGUUGAAAGCGAUGUUGCCGUUCGGUCUGAGAGAUGGGAAUAUCUUCCUAACUUCUCUGAAGUCGACAAGGUUCAGCAGCACCCCGCUUAUGUUUCUUCCCAGUUGAAGCCGCCGCAGAGCUUGCGAAUAUCUCAUAUCUCUGCGCAAUUUCAAACCUUUGUUGCUUAUUCUCCCGGUUCCAGUUCUGUCAUUCUCUUGGGUUCUCACAAAACACAUGCCAAUUCGAAUCCUUUGAUUCUCCCUGCACUUCAAAACAACGACGUUAUCUCUGUUGUUCUUGGAGAUUACCAUUACGGUGCUCUUACAUCCACCGGGAAGCUUUUGACAUGGGGUGAAUAUUCUCGAGGUGCACUCGGCCUCGGUGAUCCUGGCCAGCUUCCUCCCGGUCAGCCAGGGGGAUACGGGACUGAAGCACACAGGAGCGCUGCUGUCGCCAACGGCGGUCCGUAUCCUCCGGGCAUCUCCGAGCCCGCGGAGGUCAGCUUUGGUCACGGGAAAGCACAGAGGGAUAAGAUGUUCUGCUUUGCCAUAGCGGCUGCUGGGUGGCACAUGGGAGCUCUCGUCAUUGAUUUGGAGGUGAGAUCUCGGCUGACUGGGUUCUGA
Messenger RNA from Suillus plorans, 1587 nucleotides. RefSeq names its product regulator of chromosome condensation 1/beta-lactamase-inhibitor protein II. The transcript has 7 exons. Bases 1 to 1587 code for a protein of 528 amino acids. Gene Ontology annotation, molecular function: protein binding; guanyl-nucleotide exchange factor activity. The record is from RefSeq and is a predicted model, not a curated record. Gene Ontology annotation, cellular component: cytoplasm. NCBI's taxonomy places the organism in Eukaryota, Fungi, Basidiomycota, Agaricomycetes, Boletales, Suillaceae.